This is a messenger RNA of Myxocyprinus asiaticus (Chinese sucker), 3404 nucleotides long. It is a transcript of the gene cables2b, whose product is annotated as Cdk5 and Abl enzyme substrate 2b. Gene Ontology annotation, biological process: regulation of cell cycle. The coding region runs from base 6 to 1478 and encodes 490 amino acids. Lineage: Eukaryota; Metazoa; Chordata; Actinopteri; Cypriniformes; Catostomidae. The record is from RefSeq and is a predicted model, not a curated record. The transcript is spliced from 9 exons.
UGAGAAUGGCGGCUGCUGCGUGUAGGACGCAGAGCACUGUGAACCCAUGCUCAGGCAAACUGAACAGAGAGCAUCUGCGAAAAAGUAAAGAUUCGCGAAGGAGACAAGCUGCUCUUUUAUUUCUCACUAAUAUAUCCCUGGAUGGACGACCAGUGCGAAAUAAUGUGGUGCGCGGUGAUGCCGAGUUCCAGUGUGCUGACAUCGGCGCGGCUGUGAGAGAACUGUCCGCUGCGGCGAGCAGCGAUGGGACCUUUAACAGUCUCUCUGUGCCUAGACUCGAGCUGCUCAACGUCCCACCCAUUCUGGUUCUCCCGUCGGAUUCUGGGUUCGGUAACGUUGGGAGAACCGAGGUGUUACUGGAGAGGGAAAGCUCGUUCUCCUCGCAGGGGAAUCUCCUCUCCCCGAGCAGUCUGCAGCCCACUCCGCUGGGACCGCGGAAGUCACCGACGCUGCUGUCCGUGCAGAGCUGCGGCUCUUCGCUGGAUUCUCGACCACGGAGUCGGAAUCCAUCUGGCUCUCCUCGUCCACGCUCCAUGAAGAAGAUACACUUUAUUAAGAACAUGAGGCAGUACGACACCAGGGGCAGCAGGAUUGUGUUAAUCUGCGCCAAAAGGUCUUUGUGUGCUGCCUUCUCUGUGCUGCCAUAUGGAGAGAGCUUCCACAUCAGUGACCCUCGUUUGGAUGCUCAACGGCGGAGGCACUCCUCCGGCGGAAUAUCCAACACUCUAGAGAUGCCUCCUGGGCUGGAGGGGGUAGAGCUGGGCAUCUACGGCAGGACGGUGUCGUACGCCAAGUUCUUGUACCCCACUAACGCUCUGGACCGCCACAAGCCCUCAGUGGACCUCGCUCUACCAAUGCCCUAUUCCAGAAACAGCAUCCCUCACAGUUACCCACCUUCUCAUCUCAACAGCACUGUGGGACUGGAUCUGGGCAUAGAAGACAUUGACUAUGACCCUAACCUGCUCAGUGACCCCCAGUGGCCAUGUGGAAAACACAAAAGAGUUCUCAUCUUUGCCUCAUACAUGACAACAGUAAUAGAGUAUGUCAAGCCAUCAGAUCUAAAGAAGGACAUGAAUGAGACUUUUAAGGAAAAAUUCCCCCACAUCAAGCUCACAUUGAGCAAAAUCAGAAGUUUGAAAAGAGAAAUCCGCUCAGUGGGAGAGGAGUCCGGUUUGCAACCAGUCACCAUAGCGAUGGCAUUUGUUUACUUUGAGAAGCUGGUCCUCCAGGGGCGUUUGAACAAGCAGAACAGGAAGCUGGUGACGACUGCAUGCCUCCUGCUCGCCGCCAAGAUCAGCAGUGACCUGAAGAAACAAGAGGUCAAACAGCUGAUUGACAAAUUAGAGGAGAGGUUCCGGAUCAGUCGGCGGGAGUUGAUUGCUGUUGAGUUCACUGUCCUGGUAGCACUCGAGAUGGCACUUUACCUACCGGAGAGCAAAGUCAUGCCACACUAUCGCAGACUGGUACAGCAGACCUGACAUUUCCCGUCCAGCUGUGGGCAGACUGGAGAGUUUGGGUGGUUGUGAACAUGCAGUAAAGAAGAGGAUGUUCAUGCAGAUAAGAUGUGGCUGAGAGGCAGGGACUCAGCAUUCCCAUCAUUGUGGUUUCAGGUGUCAGAGCAAAUACACAUCAACAUGAAGCUUCGAGGAAGAUCUGAUGUCCAAAUGAUGCUUUUUAUAGCAACCGCACCAGCAGUGUUUGUUUUCAUGACUGUCUGUUUUAGUGACCAUCAUGGGAAUACUGUUUAGGAAAAGAUCUAGAAGAAUCUUUUUAGAUUCAAAAGAGGAGGGUUUUAUUAAAGCAGCAAGCUUUAAGAGGUUUUGCGUUAUGUUUAAGGACACCCUUUCCCCGUGGUAAAAUCAUUGUAAUGCACAGACUUGAGUGAUUUAUUGCUUUCAAAAAAUAGUUUUAUGAUUAAAGACACCAAUAUUCAAUCAUUAAUCUAUUAAUAAAAAUAGUUUAAUAAGUCAAUAAAUGCAUUUAAUAUUAAUAAUUAUCAGAAUUAACACAGUAGUUCAGCCUAACUGUAGGCUGUUUGCGUGCCAAGCAAGGUAGCAACUUGGUGCAUUAAUACAGUGUGGCUUAGAACCAAUCAAAAUUUAGAGUCGGAACGAUUUGUUUUAUAGUUUAAUUAAAAAACUAUCAAUCGACACCUUGUUUACUUGCUUGAAGCAUAGAAGUGUGCAUGCAUGUUUUUUAUCAUUCCGUAUUUAUUUAGCAAAAAUAACUUUUAUUUAAUAUGGAUCUCUCCUUUUGUACAAUUUUAGAACAAUCUGAUAUUCACUGUAACACUAAAGCACUUUUUUAAACGAUAUGUCAUAUAAUCAUAUAAUCAUUGGCACAGAUUAUGUCAUGUAAAUAUGGACUUACUUUUGUUGCAUUAUUGAGUGACUAAACCUACCUUAGCAUUCAAAACUAAUCAGUUUAUCGUCUUUGACGGCCUUAUUGCGGAGCUCCGCUGCACUUUACUGGGAAGAGUGCUCUAUAUUAGAGCUGAUUUCAGGAAAAGCACAUUUAGAGUGCUGCCAUGUUGUUCUUUCAAAUUUUUUGUUAAAUUGGAAAGGCCACACAGUUAUUGUUUUAAUCAUGUCAUUCUAAACCCAUAUGCUGUUGUGUUUCAGUGGAACAGUAAAGGAGAAUUUUUGAAGAAUCUUCAAAUGGAAGUUCAUAAUGACCACGUAUGUAAAGCUCCAAAAAGAACAAAAAUAUCCCAUAAUAUUCCAUAAAAGUUGUCCAUAUGACUCAUGCACUGUAUUCCAAGUCUAAUACCAAAAUUUAAGCUGUUAUUUCCUGAAAAUCUUCCCCUCCACUGCAGCUUUCAAAUUGCACUCUUCCUUCAGCAUUUAAGACUGAAUUGCUUCAGAAGACUUUAAAUAUACCGCAUGAGUCAUAUUAAUAAUUGUAGGGUGCUUGAAUUGUGUUUUUUGUCCUCUCUGAAGCUUAUUGCCAUAAACUGCCAUUGUACAGAAAAGAGUCGCAUGAAUAUUCUUUAAAAAAUCUACUGUGGAGAAUGAGGUCAUAAGGGUUUGAAAUGACAUAAAGGUGAUUAAAAACAAAGAACCAUUCCUUUAAUACAUCAUUGUGAUAAUAUAUUUAUAAUAAAUAGGCAAAAGUUUGUGUAGUUCCAUUCAUUCAAUAGGAUUUUUAUAUUUUAUAUUUGGACUUCAAAUUCGCUGUUUAUUUAUUUACUUCUGUGAAAUAUUGUAUUCAGCAUCUAACCUUUUAUCAAAAACAAUAAACAUGACAAUCCAGUGAACCAUAUCAGGAGAUUCAUCUAAAAAGACAGUGUUAUCCGUAAAAAUAUCUUUUGUUGUGUCGAAAUUAAACAGGUUUUCUACUAUUUCCCUUCUUUCUGCCCCUAAAAUCUAUGCAAUACUUUAGACAAUAUAUAUAUAUAUAUAUAU